CAUCCAGAUGGAACGCCAUUUGCUUGGUGGGUUGGCCGUGCCAAUGAAAAGCAUCUUUACUGGGGAGGAUCUCUUCCGGGCAUUCAACAGUGUGCAUGUGGACUGGAAGAAAGUUGUCUGGAUAUGAGAUAUUUUUGCAACUGUGAUGCAGAUAGAGAAGAAUGGACAAAUGAUACCGGCCUCCUUGCUUUCAAAGACCAUUUGCCUGUAACUCAGAUAGUGAUCACUGACACAAACAGAUCAAAUUCUGAGGCUGCUUGGAAAAUCGGCCCUUUGCGUUGCUAUGGAGACAGGCAGUUCUGGAACGCUGCUUCCUUCAAUACAGAGGCCUCCUACCUGCACUUUCCCACCUUCCAUGCCGAGGUCAGCGCAGACAUCUCCUUCUUCUUCAAAACUACAGCUGUCUCUGGGGUAUUCUUGGAAAAUCUUGGAAUGAAAGACUUCAUACGAGUUGAAAUAAGCUCUCCCAAAGAGAUCACCUUCUCCAUAGAUGUUGGGAAUGGCCCCACAGAAGCCACCGUGCAGUCUCCCACACCCCUGAAUGACAACCAGUGGCACUAUGUCCGAGCAGAGAGGAACCUCAAGCAAACCUCUCUCCAGGUGGACAGCCUCCCCAAGAAGGUCCUGGAGGCACCUGCUGAGGGGCACUUCCGACUGCAGCUUAACAGCCAGUUAUUUGUAGGGGGAACAGCUUCUAGACAAAACGGCUUUCUGGGAUGCAUCCGAUCUCUGCGUCUAAAUGGACAGAAACUUGACCUUGAAGAGCGAGCUAAAAUGACACCUGGUGUUAAACCUGGAUGUCCAGGACAUUGUAGCAGUUAUGGUAACCUGUGCCACAAUGGAGGAAAAUGUGUGGAGAAGUAUAACGGUUACGCCUGUGAUUGUACCAACUCAGCCUAUGAAGGACCUUUCUGCAAAGAAGAGGUUUCUGCAUUAUUUGAAGCUGGCACUUCCAUUACCUAUAUUUUCCAAGAACCUUAUCCUGUGACAAAAAAUGCAAGCACCUCAAGCUCUGCCAUUUAUGUGGAUGCUGUCAUGUCAAAGGAAAAUAUUGCAUUUAGCUUUCUCACAGCACAUACUCCAAGCCUUCUGCUGUACAUCAACACCUACUUUCAUGAAUAUUUGGCUGUGAUUCUCUCCAAGAAUGGAAGUUUACAGGUCCGGUACAAGCUGAGUAAGGAUGGGCUUCUCAUUUUCACCAUUGACUCUGGAAAUUUUGCCAACAGAGAGCUGCACCAUGUGAAGAUUAACAGAGAAGGCAGAGAGCUCAUAAUUCAGGUUGAUCAAGUUCUCAAACUCAAACACAACUUUUCUGAGAUUGACUUUAAGGCCAUCAAAUCACUUACCUUGGGCAAGGUCACAGAUACUUUGUCACUGGACCCUGAAGUCUCAAAGGCAAAUGUCUACGGUUUCACUGGCUGCCUGUCCUCUGUUCAGUACAAUCAUGUUGCUCCCCUGAAAGCUGCCUUACGCCAUCCCAGCAUUGCUCCUGUGGCUGUCAAAGGCUCCUUGACUGAAUCCAGCUGUGCAUCCAUAAUGGAAGCUGAUGUUAACACAGUAACUACAAUAUAUUCCUCGUCAGAUCCAUUUGGGAAGACAGAUGAAAGAGAGCGUCUCACCAAUGCAGUCAGAAGUGAUUCAGCUGUGAUUGGAGGUGUAAUAGCAGUUGUGAUAUUCAUCAUCUUUUGCAUCAUUGCUAUCAUGAGCAGAUUCCUCUAUCAGCACAAACAAGCACAUCGAAGCAACCAGACAAAGGAGAAGGAAUACCCAGAAAACCUCGAGAGCUCUUUUAAAGCUGACAUUGACUUGCAGAACACAGUGAGCGAGUGCAAACGGGAAUAUUUCAUCUGA
Messenger RNA from Apaloderma vittatum (bar-tailed trogon), 1851 nucleotides. RefSeq names its product contactin-associated protein-like 5. NCBI's taxonomy places the organism in Eukaryota, Metazoa, Chordata, Aves, Trogoniformes, Trogonidae. The annotation marks the transcript as partial. The transcript has 11 exons. The record is from RefSeq and is a predicted model, not a curated record.